Molecule: messenger RNA, 2058 nt
Organism: Felis catus (domestic cat)
Lineage: Eukaryota; Metazoa; Chordata; Mammalia; Carnivora; Felidae
Gene: CCDC92
Product: coiled-coil domain containing 92
Exons: 4
Coding region: 471-1418 (315 amino acids)
Cellular component (GO): centriole
Source: RefSeq, a predicted model, not a curated record
CGGCCGCACCUGAGCUCUGCGCCUGCGUCCCACCGGCCAGACCCUCCCUGCCCCUCGGUCCCGUCCCCUGCCCCCCCACAGCUGGGGGAGUGGGGCAUCGUCCCCUCCCCGCGAAGUGACUAUCGAGCGGCCGCCCCCGCCCUGCCCCGCAGACAGACCCGCCGCCGCGCCGGCGCCUCAGCCGUCCGCCCGGUCAGCGCGGCCUGGCCUCGCCGCCCCGGCCCCCGCUCCCGGCGUGCACCGCGGCGAGCGCUCGGGUGGGAGCCGGCGAGAUGCGUUCGGCGGGCGGCGCCCACUGACCUCCCUCGGCCGCCCGGCCGGGGCAGGGCCGAAGCCGGGAGCCAGCCCCGCCCGCCGCCCCGCCCAUGGGCCGCCAGCCCCCGCAGCCGCCCGCCGGGAGGACCGCGCCGAGGGGGGGAGCCGCCUGAAGGACCGCGACGGCCGCGCCCGCAGGUCACCCGGAUGUCAGCAUGGCAGCCACAAACCUGGAGAACCAGCUGCACAGCGCCCAGAAGAACCUCCUGUUCCUCCAGCGGGAGCAUGCCGGCACCCUCAAGGGGCUGCACGCCGAGAUCAGGCGGCUGCAGCAACACUGCACAGAUUUAACAUAUGAGCUGACACUCAAAAGUGCGGACCAGACAGGAGAUGGAUCUUCCCGAAGCGGCGAACUAAAGAGAAGAUGCGAGGAGCUGGAAGCCCAGCUGAAGCUCAAGGAGGACGAGAACAGCGAGCUGCUCCGGGAGCUGGAGCAGAAGGACGCCAUGAUCCUGGUGCUGGAGAGCACCGUCAGGGAGCGCGAGAGGAAGUACCUGGAGGAGCUGAAGCUGAAGAGCCACAAGCUGAACAUGCUGUCGAGCGAGCUCGAGCAGCGCGCCGGGACCAUCGCCUACCUGACCUCGCAGCUGCACGCCGCCAAGAGGAAGCUCAUGAGCUCCGGCGGGACCUCGGACGGCAGCCCGUCCGGGAGCCCCGUGCUGGCCAGCUACAAGCCGGCCCCCCCCAAGGACAAGCUGCCCGAAACGCCCCGCCGCCGGAUGAAAAAGAGCCUCUCGGCCCCCCUGCACCCGGAAUUCGAAGAGGUUUACAGAUUCGGGGCCGAGAGCCGGAAACUACUCUUGCGGGAGCCGGUGGACGCCAUGCCCGACCCCACCCCGUUCCUGCUGGCCCGGGAAUCGGCCGAGGUCCACCUCGUCAAGGAGAGGCCCCUGGUCAUCCCCCCCAUCGCCUCCGACCGCGGCUCGAGCGAGCCGCACAGCCCGGCCCGCGAGAAGCAGCACAAGGCUCACGUGGGGGUGGCCCACCGCAUCCACCACGCCGCCCCGCCGCAGGCCCCGCCCGAGGUGGAGACGCUGGCGGUCGACCAGGUGAACGGAGGAAAGGCCGCGAGGAAGCACUCAGGGACGGACAGAACUGUGUGAAGCCUGCCCGGGCGACCCUUCCCCCCUGGCUGUCGAUGCACUGUGAUCACUACUAGGAAAACUCAUCCACGCCUUUUUUUUUUUUUUUUCUCCAAUUCCCCUGCAUGCCAAAUUUUUUUUCAGACACGUCAACAUUCUUAUUCUGCUCCUUUUGCCCUGGUACUGACACCAGAAUACGAUCAUGUCCCUGCUGCAGAAUACCUAUUUACCGAUUGCCGUGGCCAAACACCUGUGUGCCGAAUCGCUCGCUUCUAAUCCCACUCCGUGUAACUUCAAUGCGCUCGUGGACAAAGCACAGGCCACAGGCUGCAUCACUACUCGACGUUAAUGAAAUCAGAUAGUCAACCCGCCUAACUAUACAGCCGGAGCAACACGUGCCGACCGGCCUCGACCCUCUCGCUCCAGUUCCUAGGGCGGCCCGUCCAGAGCAGCCCCUGCUGCCUCCCGGAGACCCCGUAACCUCCCACCAAGCCUCCCCCGGGGCGGCCCCGAUAGCCGAGCAGCUGUAUGAGUCUAUCGCGGGAACGAAAUAAGAUGAUGUUACUCCUCGUGUCACCACAACCUGAAUGUGUGUUCAUAUUUUUUGGUUAGUUUUAUCCAAAAUGUUCAAGAUCCCAACAAACUUUAUUUUCUAAACCUG